UUCCGCGUGUGAAGGGUCUUCGUGUCCAAAUCAAAAUGGCAGCGCCCAUGGAUGAAGACGACGUUGACAUUAUCGACGAUGAGCAUUUAAAUGCUAUGCUUGUAUUCCCUCCAGAUGUACAACAAGCGAUCGAACAAGUGCUUCCUUCCAAUGAUCCACUCGACAGACCAGACUUCAAUGCUGUUGAGUAUAUCAACAACCUGUUUCCAACUGAGCAAUCCCUAGCGAACAUUGAUGAUGUCAUCAACAGGAUGAGGCUAAAGAUCCAUCGUCUUGAUGACAACAUCCGCGGUGUGGUUCGGGGACAGACAAAUGCUGGUCAAGAUGGACGACAGGCGCUAUCUGAGGCACAGAAGGCCAUCCAGGAACUGUUCAAGAGAAUCAAAGACAUCAAGGAGAAGGCUGAAAAGUCAGAACAGAUGGUCAAGGAGAUCACACGAGACAUCAAACAGCUGGAUCACGCUAAGAGACACCUGACGUCGUCAAUCACCACCCUGAACCACCUGCAUAUGCUGGUGGGUGGCGUGGACUCACUGGAAUCCCUGACAAGACGUAGACAGUACGGCGAAGUAGCUAACCUCUUACAAGGUGUCAUCAAUGUCAUGGAACACUUCCAGAAAUACAUGAGUAUUCCACAAAUAAGACAACUCGCUGACAAAGUGAAGAAAAUCCAGUCAGAAUUAGGCACUCAGAUCCUUGCUGAUUUUGAGGAUGCAUUCACAACACAAGGAGGCAAGUUACUAAGCAACCAGUCACAACUUGCUGAAGCCUGCUUAGUCGUCAAUGUGCUGGAUCCCAAAGUCAAGAGAGACCUACUCAAGUUCUUCGUCAAGCUGCAACUCCAGGAGUACGUGGUGCUCUUCGGCGAGAACCAAGACGUGGCCUGGCUAGACAAGAUCGACCGACGCUACGCCUGGCUCAAGAGGGCACUGGUCGAAUGCGAGGAGAAGUUUGGCCGCAUGUUCCCACGCGACUGGGACAUUGAAGAACGGAUAUGUGUGGAGUUCUGCAAUAUCACAAGGUCUGAACUGAGUAAGAUCAUGCAGAACCGCUCCUCAGAAAUCGACGUCAAACUCCUACUCUUUGCCAUCAAGCGAACCACGACCUUUGAAACCUUGGUUGCCAAGAGGUACAGGGGGGCCACCCUCAGACCCCCCGGCGGGGAGGAGGGGCCAUCCCCCUACCCUCCUGCCAAGAUUGACUCCCCUGAGAUGCCUACUAACCCCUUUGAGACUGAUGAGAGCACAGAGCAACCAGUCGAAAUAAAGACCGUUCUGAAACCCAAGCCGUCGCCAUUCCAAGGAAUUAUCAGCAAGUGCUUUGAGCCACAUCUUCACAUUUACAUCGAAUCUCAAGACAGAUAUCUCUCCGAGCUAAUCCAGCAGUUCGUGGCUGAUUUCCACUCCCACGGCCCUCCUCGUAUGGAAUCAGACGAGAGCGGCGCGAUCCUCCCAAGCAGCGCCGAUCUCUUCGUCGCUUACAAGAACUGUAUGGUGCAGUGCUCCAACCUGAGCACCGGUACCCCGCUACUGUCCCUGACUGCUACAUUCCAGAAGUACCUGAGGGAGUAUGCGAACCGGUUGCUGACCAACAACUUGCCAAACCUUUACGCCCGUCACAGGUCUCAAUCGGUACAGGGCAGUAGUACCUCCGGAGCCAUGGGGAUCAACAUCUCGGCGUUGCUGAAGGAAGGAUUGAAGGAUAGUACACCAGAGAUCACAAAGUUUACUAAGGAAGAACAGUACUUGGUCUGCAGUAUCCUGUGCACGGCAGAGUAUUGUCUGGACACAACUUCACAGUUAGAGGAAAAGCUGAAACAAAAGGUGGACCCGACGCUAUUGGACAAGAUCAAGCUGAAUAGUGAAAUGGACGUCUUUCAUGGUGUGAUUGCUAACUGCAUCCAACUAUUAGUGCAAGAUUUAGAGUCAGCAUGCGACCCAGCCCUCACUGCUAUGAACAAAGUGAACUGGGCAGCGAUAGAGACGGUAGGGGAUCAGAGUAGCUACGUCACUGCCAUCACCACUCACAUCAAGCAGACCUUACCGACGAUCAGGGACAACCUAGCAUCGGCCAGGAAAUACUUCACACAAUUCUGCAUCAAGUUUGCCAACUCAUUCAUUCCGCGCUUCGUCAGUCACAUGUGCAAGUGUAAGCCAAUCAGCACGGUCGGUGCAGAGCAGCUUCUGCUAGACACACACUCCUUGAAGACAGUGCUCCUAGACCUGCCGUCCAUCGGUUCUAAAGUCUCUAGGAAGGCUCCUGCUAGCUACACAAAGAUCGUCGUGAAGGGAAUGACCAAGGCAGAAAUGAUACUCAAGGUGGUUAUGUCUCCAGCGGACCCGCCACAAUCCUUCGUAGACAAUUACAUCAAACUCAUUGCUGACAGGGACACGGCAAACUUCCAGAAAGUUCUGGACAUGAAGAGUUUAAAGCGGAGCGAUCAGAACACCAUGCUGGAGUUAUUCAGAACCAGAGUACCAAGAGCCGAGGGGCAAACCAGCUCACCGUCAGCCCACCAAGAACAGGAGGGGAGCAGGAUACGAAGACUGGAGAAACUGAUCAAGAGAAGAUAAUACAGGGACACAUACGGUGAUACACACACAAGGGGACAGUGUCAGACAGACCUAGGGGAAUCAGUAACCCAAGGGAUAUGAAGAUUAGAAACACUUAUCAAGAGAAGAUAAUACAGGGACACAUACAGUGAUACACACACAGGGGGACAGUGUCAGACAGAUCUCCGGGAAUUGGUAACCCAAGGGAUAUGAAGAUCAGAAAACUGAUCAAGAGAAGAUAGAACAGUGACAGUAGAACAUAACCACCCUUCUCCGUUGGAACCCCUCAGUCUCCUGACAAUGGGCAGAGCAUGCUGUCCAAAAUGUUGAGUUUCCCCGAUUUCCUACAGAAUCUCACAAACUCACAAAAGAGAUGUUUUACAUGGUACAACUAUAAAUGUAAUCUUAUAGUUAUCUUUACCAUGCAAACAUUCAAUCCUUAUGACUGCAAAAAUUUAUCGAGGGAAGUUAGAACUGUGAUAGAUAUGCUGACGGACACACAGAGGGACAGUGUGAGAGAAAGAUUGGGAAAGCCACGGAAGGGUUCUGUAGCGAUAUCACCACCAGCCUGAUAAGAUCUUGGCUACAACUCAUCAUGCUGGUUAGCAGCCAAUUGUUCCAGCAAAUAUAGGUUCGUACAUUGGUUUUUACAGAAAGUUUAAUUGCAAGCCAGUCACAGCAAUUUGACACUUUUUGGUGACAUACUUUUGCUAACAAAUUCUGCAAGUUCUAGGAAACUCUUCCCACAAAAACAGGAACGAUCCUGUAGGAUAAAUGUAUUCGUAGAAAGUAAUAAUGUCAAAUAGAAUCCUUUG
Patiria miniata (bat star) is the source of this 3367-nucleotide messenger RNA. It is a transcript of the gene vps53, whose product is annotated as vacuolar protein sorting-associated protein 53 homolog. Bases 36 to 2573 code for a protein of 845 amino acids. The record is from RefSeq and is a predicted model, not a curated record. Gene Ontology annotation, cellular component: GARP complex. NCBI's taxonomy places the organism in Eukaryota, Metazoa, Echinodermata, Asteroidea, Valvatida, Asterinidae. Gene Ontology annotation, biological process: retrograde transport, endosome to Golgi. The transcript is spliced from 19 exons.